Molecule: messenger RNA, 6705 nt
Organism: Drosophila simulans
Lineage: Eukaryota; Metazoa; Arthropoda; Insecta; Diptera; Drosophilidae
Gene: sr
Product: hormone receptor 4
Exons: 4
Coding region: 258-3770 (1170 amino acids)
Biological process (GO): regulation of transcription by RNA polymerase II
Molecular function (GO): DNA-binding transcription factor activity, RNA polymerase II-specific; RNA polymerase II cis-regulatory region sequence-specific DNA binding
Source: RefSeq, a predicted model, not a curated record
AAUUCAAGAUACAAUCAAUGUAAAUGGAACAAGACUGAUUUGAUCUUUCAAAUGAAUCAAUCAAGCUAACCGCAGCGAAUAAAAGUGAACAAAGUACAAAGUGCAUAAAAUGUGUCAAUACAUAUAUUAACCAAAAAAGUGAUCGUUUACCAAACAAAUGGAGUCUCGGUUAAUACGUUUGUGUUUCAGUUUUUUGUUUUCCACACAUUUUCUUUUAUUUUCGUGCCGAUCGACGUGCAACGCGCUAAACCACAAAAAUGUUGCUGACAAUGCGGCGUCAAAAUGAACUGAUUGUAGGCAGCCAACAGCAUCCGUCGUCAGCCACUUCGUCGGCAUCCUCAUCCGCUGGAGCCACCAGCUCGCCAGGAUUAUCCGGACAAAAUCUCAAUCUAGUACCAGGAGCUGCAGGAACUAUUUCUACGUCGACUAACUCACAGGAUUCCCUGAAUACACCCACAACUCCUUUGCUGGGACUCAGUCGCAAUCCGCUCCAGUUUGCACCACCACCGGCACCACCCAUCGCUGUGCCAAGUCCUGCAGCAUCUGGACCCACAUUCGGUUACUAUCAGACUGCGAAUGCUGCACCACCACUUCAUCAUUCGCCGGCGGCAACCUCUGAAGUUAGUGGCGCACCACAACCGCCAGUGGAACUGGAUGAGUAUGUAGACAUACUGCAGGUUCAGCAACUUCUAUUGGACUCAUCGGCGGCAGCAGCAGCGGCAGCGAAUAAUCCUCCGACAACCGAACAAUCCGUUCAGCAGCCACAACAAAAUACUGUGGUGCAACCACAUCAGCAGCAGCAGCAGCAGCAACAACCACAGCAGCAGCAACAGCAGCCGCAACAAAUUCUUGCCAAGCCGCGACCGCGAAUUAAUCUGCAAAAGGCCACCGAGUAUGCCGCUCAAUUAGCUCAGGCCGAGUCCUCCUCGCCCGGCUCGCGUCGUGUCCUGCUCGAUUACCCGAGUCCCUAUCUGUACGGCAAUCCCUAUCACCACCAUACGCCGCCAGGUGAGGACCUAGUCGCCCUCUGGUUCGGCAGCAAUGGCACAGGCGGCGUAGCCCCUGGAACUCCAUCAGCGGCCAUGAUCAUGGAAGGGCUUGAAACCCUGGUGGCGCCAACGCAUCACGCAUUCCUGCUCACCGAGACGGCCGCGGCCGCCCACUUCAAUGUGCUGAGCUUCGACACCUGUCUGUUCAAGACGAGCACGGCGGCCCAGAGCAGCGGCAGUCCGUCGACGGCCACCUACCUGAGUCCCGCCCAAUUCGGCGGCAGUCAUCACGGCGGCGCCAGCACCAGCAGCAACUCCCAGAACUCCUCCUCGACCGCAUCCUCGUCGUCCUCGCUGCUCCACUACACCACCGCUUCGGCAGCUGCCGCUGCUGCAGCCGCCGCCGCUGCAUCCGCCAACAAUUCGGUGCUUCGUGCCCGCAACCAGACGGCCACGCCCACCCAGGGCGGCAGUCCGGGACACGUGGCCGUUCAGCCCAGCGCCACCGCCAGCAGCGGACGCAGCUCGGCCUCCCAUCUCAGCCUGCUGAACACCAGUGGCCAGCACAGUCCCACCUCCUCGGCCGUCGAGCAGGUGGAGGCCCACAAGCAGCUGAUCGAGGCGCUGCCGGGUGACCUCAACACACCGGUGACCACGUCCAGCGAUAUUCCCUCGUUCUUUGGACCCACCACCGUCGUGGAGCCGCCGCCCAUUACUGGUUCCAUCGAAUCCGAGGAUCUAUCUUUGGAACCCCAGGUGAUAUCUGUAGCCAGUCCCGUGUUGUCGCAUUGCAGUCCGUUGAAAGAGGAGCGCAGCACUCCGCCAGCAUUGGCCAUUGUCAAGGAAGAAUCAAGUAAUAAUAGUUGUAAUAUGUACCCACAACACAACAACAACAACAACACCACAACAUCAUCAUCAACAACCACAACAAGCAAACAGACAACAAGCGAAAGCAACAACAGUAACACCGAGUGCGUUGGCUCACCAGGCAACCAUACACAAUCACACCAACAGCAACAACAACAGCUGCAACACAACAACACGAGCAGCAACAACAGCAACUGCCACCACAGUCACCAACAGCAGCAGCAGCAGCAACAACAACACAUGAGCUCCCCGCAACAUCAAUACCAACAACACCAAAUAUUACACCAACAACAACAAUUGCCAAAUCACCACCAUCAUCACCAUCACCACCACCACCAUCACAGUCAGCUACAACAACUCCAACAACAACAGCAACAACAACAACAGCAGCAACACCAACAACAGCCGCUACACCAACAACAGCAACUGCAACACCAGCAGCAGCAACAACACCACCAACAACACUAUCAGCAACAUGCCAUUCAACACCAGCAAUCACAACAGCAGGCUAGCAAAAUCUCAUAUCGUGGCAUUUUCACCACCACAGGCAACGCGAUGAACGCAGCAGCUGCCGCAGCAGCCGCCGCAGCACAGCAGCAACACCAACAGCAGCAGCAGCAACUUCCCUCGCCGCAACUGGGCGUCCUGGCCGGACCGAUGUCUCCGCCCUCAAAUAGCUUGGGCAACAGCUGGGGCCUGCCCAGUCCGGACAAGACCAUGUUCCAGCCGCCCCUGUUCAGCCUGCCCGCUCACUAUGCCACCAUGCAGCAGCAGCAGCAACAGCAACAACAGCAGCAGCAGCAGCAACAGCAAGCGGCAGGAGCUGCUCCCUCGCCCUACGACGAUGGACGAGCUGCAGCAGCAGCGGCGGCACAGCACGCCGAGCUCUUGGGCUUGACCAUGGAUUGCACACCUCUCUUGCUGAAACAACCGCCGCCAACUUACGCCGGAGCCUCCGCCGGCUUCCCCGGCCUGGGUGACCUGCACAGCAGCCACGAGCAGCAGUUGCAACAGCAACAGUAUGUGCGAUCGCAGCCGAAAUACCAGUGGCUUGACUCACCAGCGGACUAUGCCCAGCAGCAACAGCAAGUGCAGCAGGUGCAGCAGCAGCAGCAACAGCAGACUCUGGUGCUGCCAGGACCCACUUCAUCCGCCAGUUCCAGCAAUGCCGCUCUGGGCGUUUUGAUACCCAAGCAGGAGAACUAUCCCGACAUGCAGCCCAGCUCGAAUGGCACGGGCUAUUCCGGCGGAUCCGGUGGGAGUUCGGCGGCAGCUGCUGCCGCCGCUGCUGCAGCAGCAGCAGUGCAACUGGCCGAGUACAGUCCAUCCACCAGCAAGGGACACGAGAUCCUGUCGCAGGUCUAUCAGCAGAGCACUGUGCCCUUGAAACUGGUGCCCGUGAAGCCGCGCAAGUAUCCCAAUCGCCCCAGCAAGACGCCCGUGCAUGAGCGACCCUACGCCUGUCCGGUGGAGAACUGCGACCGUAGGUUCUCCCGCUCCGACGAGCUCACCCGCCACAUACGCAUCCAUACGGGCCAGAAGCCCUUCCAGUGCCGCAUCUGCAUGCGCAGCUUUAGUCGCAGUGAUCACCUCACCACCCACAUUCGCACCCACACCGGCGAGAAGCCCUUCAGCUGCGACAUUUGCGGCAGGAAGUUCGCUCGAUCCGAUGAGAAGAAGCGCCAUGCCAAGGUGCACCUGAAGCAGCGCAUCAAGAAGGAGAAGGUGCGCGGCGAACAGCAGCAGCAACAGCAACAGCAGCAGCAGCAACAACAGCAGCAGCAGCAGCAGCAGCAGUUGCAGCAGCAACAGGAGCAGCAUCAUUUGAGCCUGCAGCAACAUCAACAGUACCAGCAGCAUCACCUGCUGCACUCCGCCGAUUUGGCCAUAGUCACCUCCAGUGCGAGCAUGUAGAGACUAGAGAACUCGGCAUCCAGCGUUGACCAGGCCAAGACUCCAACUCCAACACCAGCUCCGGCUGCAACACAGAAAGUGAGUCUGGCCCUGGCCCUGGAUCUCGACGAGAGCGCCUUUCCCUUCGAGCUGACAUCCGACUAUGGCACCCUGUCGCCGCUCACCAGUCCCAGGCAGUUCAAUUACGUGUGGGUGGGCCAGGACUCCAGCCAGCCCUUCUUCUACAAGGACAACGUCAGCGUCCAGGAGAAGUAGAGCUCAUCCGGGGGCAAUCCGUCGAGGGGAAUCAAUCGCUGAUGCUGAAUAAUCACUUAGUGUAUACUAAACUGUAGUCGUAGGAACGGGGUUGUGCUAUCAGCAAAAUCUAUGCAAGACAUUAAAUAGUAGAGAAGAUACAAUAUGCUACAGUUAGCCUAGAUAAUAUUUCACACAUCCAAGAAUGGUCAGGAUAGGAAAUCGAGAUAUCGAGUAAUCAUGAAAUUAAGAAUCAAGAAAUCGAGCAAGCAAAACAGAGUUACUAACCAUACAAAGCCUAACUAAAGCAAAUUGAUGAUUACUAACUAUAUUCGAUGUAAUUGAAAUGGGAAAAUAUUUAACUUAUGUCUCUAAUACUGUGAUCUCAUGUGUAAUAAUUAUUAAUUUUAAUUUCUUUACAUAACUGCAAGUAACCAGUAAUAAUUUUAAAAAUUAUAAUCCUUUCGCCUUUGCCUAGCUAAUGUUCAUUUUAUAAAAAUGCUAACACAAACAAAACACACAAACACUAAUUUAUUGCAUUUUAAACUAAUUAUACAUAUACGUAUGUAUAUCUAUUAUAAUUAUUAACUUAUUAUCUUAAAGGUUUAGAUUUAGGUUUUAACAUACAGAAUACACGAAAACGAACAACACACACAAAUCUUAGCAUAUCAGUUUUUCCUCUAAGCAUUAUAAAUUGCAUAAGUUCAAAACAAAAGUUACUUUUAAAAUCGGAAAAUGAAAUUUUCGUGUGCUAAAAACGAAAAACUUGUUUAACGGAAACGGAAACGAAAACUUAAAAUUGAAAAUUGAAAAAUGAACCCAGUGUACUUCCUUAAUUGAUUCGAAAUCAAAACGGCAAAUGGAAAUGAAAUGUUAUUAUACAUUAUAAAUACAUAUAUUUAUCUUGAAUACGUUUAUGUUCAAUCUACUGUAGAAAAGAAUUUCUUCUUAGUUCGUAAUCGUUUAUUUUAAGUUUAAUUAAUUUUUAUAUUAUUAGUUUACUUUACCUUGCAAAAUAUAUAACAAUUUUUUAAAAAACAUAUUUCAUUUGUGUUAUUAUUUAUUAGUUUUCUUCGUUUUCUUUUCAGUUCAAAAUUGAUUUUCAAAACCAAAAAAAAACGAAUGGUGCAUGCUAAGUAGAUGGUUUCGGCUCGUAGUAUUUGGCAAUAAGGAUCGCAUAAAACGUUAAGAACUUCGUAGGUGUAAGACAAUAGAAAUAUUGAAUACGCAGCAGUACAAGUACAAGAAAUCCAAUCCAACAGUCCUAAAUUCGAACCUUAUUCCAAAAACUAUGUAUUUUCCAUAGCUUUACGAACUUUUGUAUGGCUAUGAAUCACACAGUAUACCUAUAAAAUAAGUAUAAAUAAAAUUAGAUAACGAAAUUUUAAUGCUCGGCUUAUUCUGAAUGAGUCUGGCGCCUCAAAAAUGAUAGCCUAACGAACUUGAAACGAAGUAGAAAGUGUGGAAAAGCACGAAAAACGCAGAAACCGAAACAGAAACUUAAAUGAAACUCUUGUGCCACUUGACAAAUAUAUUUGUUGAUGUAUACAUACUCGUACAUACAUAAAUGUAGCGAGCAACGAUAGCUGAAAUACGAUAGUAACGAAAGUAACGAAUGGUUUGAGAAUGUUUUAAAUUCGGAUUUAUUUUAUAGCAAAAACAAUGGUGAACAUACAUAUAUUUUGCAUAGCCGCUAAAAUCAGUCACAAAUUAGCAUUAUAACUAGGAAAUAGGUGAAGAAGGGCAGUGCCAGCAUUGAAAACCACUUCCCCAAGGAGUUUAACAUUAAUCUAUAUAUUUGUAUUGAAAGUUUGUCAUUUCUUAGCUAGUCUAUAGUGUUCGAAGUAAGUCACAAAGUAUCCAAAAUGCAAAUGAAUGUGUGAAACUUAUGUGCCAUCAAGAAAAUAAUGAAGCUUAUAAAAAGAAAAAAAACGGACAAAGGAAAAAUAAUAAUUAUACCUAAGAGAAGAUUUUGAAAUUUUAAACGUUGUGAUUUAUAUUGUUCAUUUGAUGCAUGGUUCAGUGUUAAUAACUAUUAUUCAGUCAUUUAUCCAAACGGGCGAGGCUUAAGCAAAUUAUAUCCAUAGGUGUAUUUAAUUGUGUACAUAAGUAGAUGGAUGUGUUUAUAUCUCAAGUUGCUUAUGGACAGUUUUUCUUCCAUAUAUAUACAUUACAUAUAUAUAUACAUUACACGAAUGUAGAAUUCACUUGGAUAAAUGUAUUUUAUUGAUGCAUUCUUAGCUAGACAACAAUUAUUCGUAGCUAAGCCAAAUACAAAUUCAAAUACGAAUACAUUUAAUGCUCAAACGGUGAGGCAGCUUGCAAAGUGUGUUUUUGUAGUUUUCGCAUUGCAGUUCAAAUAUAAUUUGUUUGUGCGUUGAAAUACAUAGUAAUCUAAGUGUUUAUUAAUGUCCUUUGUGUGCACAUCAAGUAUGUUACUUAACUACCAUUCAAAUGAGUAUACCCAAUACCGAGAGGCUCUCAAUUCGCAAACUCUAAUUUCCAAGACUGUCUUUGUGUUUAGAUCGUUAAGUCUGUCGAAUCGGUUCUAUCAUCCAAAAUUGGGGCAGGAUCCAACUGCUCCACUAUAUCAGUUCGCUCUUAUAAAUUCCACACCUAAAAUAUGUAUAUCCCUAAGCAUAAGUUGAUAUUUUAUGUCAAAGUAAACUAACAAUAUUCAGAUUAUAUAUUAAAUACGUGA